Scylla paramamosain (green mud crab) is the source of this 3413-nucleotide messenger RNA. It is a transcript of the gene magu, whose product is annotated as SPARC-related modular calcium-binding protein 1-like. Gene Ontology annotation, cellular component: basement membrane. The record is from RefSeq and is a predicted model, not a curated record. The transcript has 15 exons. Lineage: Eukaryota; Metazoa; Arthropoda; Malacostraca; Decapoda; Portunidae. Bases 318 to 1790 code for a protein of 490 amino acids. Gene Ontology annotation, molecular function: extracellular matrix binding; protein binding; heparin binding. Gene Ontology annotation, biological process: extracellular matrix organization.
UGAGAAAGGCAACGAGACAGACAGGCAGGCGGCGAGCCGCGAGCGGCUCGGGCAGCAGACUGAGCAGAGCAUCAGUGCCUAGCUAGACACCGGGGUGAGGAGACACGCAUACUCUACCCUCAGCCUUGACACUUGUGCUCCCUCAACUCUUCCUUCAAUCUCUGAAUACUAUGCAAUUUAAUUUUGUUUGUUAGACGUGAUUUAGCAGUCACCCAAAAUGUGAGGUACGGCGCCUUCCGUCGCCCUUUAGUCGUGGACCAAGAAGUGUGUUUAUAAGCGCGUGUGUGAAGUGUGCGGGGCGGCGCGGCGCGACCACCAUGCCGCACAGGGGAGGCCAGGGCGCCCUGCUGGCCCUGCUGCUGCUGCUUCCUGCUGCCGCCGCUCAGCUAGGACUCAACGAGGAGGAUGACCAAAGACUGUUGGGGAGAUCAAGAGCUUUCCUCGAUCAAAGGUUUCAGCGGGCGAGAGCCGAGAGAGAGCGCCGGGUGGAUUGCAGCGUUACUUGCCCACACCGAUCCCGCGAGCCCGUGUGCGGCACCAACGGACGCACCUACAGCAGUCUAUGUGACCUCGACCUCGCCAUCUGCAGGAAGGUGAAGGUGUUGCUCAAGCAUGAGGGAGAGUGUACCCUGGAGGAGAAGUGCAAGGAUGAGAAGCGGGCGCGACAGGAACAGAUAGCCAAAGGGGAGCAUGUGUACGUCCCCAACUGCCUGGAGGACGGCUCUUACGCCCCCCUGCAGUGCCACAACUUCACUCACUACUGCUGGUGCUCCAGUCUGGACGGCAUCCCCAUCCCGGACACCGUCAAGUUUGGCACACUACCGACGUGUCCAGACCGGAUCCGUGAGGCCCCCAGGACGGCGACGCCACCAGCAGGAGAAGAGCGCUGCACGGGGCGGGCGCGGCGGACCUUCAUCACCAGACUCACCAACAACCUGGUGAAGGAGUACCAGCGGGUCAGGAACACCAAGAAAUUAUCGGAGAAGAAGCUGUACCGGCGGGUUCUCAAGUGGAAGUUUUCGGAGCUGAACCUCAACAAUGACGGAAAGCUGCAGCGGCGGGAAUACAGGCGGCUGCGGAGGACGGUACGCAGGUUUAUCAAGCCCAAGAAGUGCGCCAAGAUGUUCCCGCGCAUGUGUGACACCAACGGGGACCGCAGCCUCACCGAGCGGGAGUGGGUCACCUGUUUCAGUCGCCAAGGGGAUAAGAACGUAAAGACGGAUGAACGUUGCCGAGUGCCUCCCUGCAACACCAGACCAACCACCCCUAAACCAUCAGUCCCAUCCUGUGAGUAUGAGAGGAGCAGACACGGGUUGAUAGAGGGGGACCAUGCCAACAAUAUGUCCAUUCCAGUGUACAAGUGUCAGCCCAAUGGGAGAUAUGAGCCCAUGCAGUGCUUCAAAGACAACACAGACGUGAUCUGCAUCUGUGUGGACGAGUGGACCGGCAACAGUUUGGAUGGUACAGGAGUGAGGAAUGGCACCCCAGACUGCUCCCGGCCGAUGCCCCAUGCCCGUCUCUGGCUAGGCUGUACAGGAGAAGUCAAGACAAAGUUCAUGCAAGACCUGAAGAAAUUUCUCUUUAGCAAAGUGGAAGGUGGAGACAGGAACCCCGGUGCUGACUCCUCUACUCAGUCUGUUGAAGAGUUUGCUGCCCGGUACCACUUUGGCAGUCUGGACACUAACAACAGCAGUUUUCUGGAAGGCCAGGAGAAGAAGAUGGUCAAGAGACACUUUAAAUCAAACCCCAAGCUGAAGAGGUGUGGCCGAAAGAUGACCCAUUUACUGUGACGUGAACUAUGACAAGCGGGUGUCCCUGGAGGAGUGGGUGGCAUGUGUCACAGUGCAACAGAAUGAUACUGGUGAGACAGUGACAGGACCUGAUCCACAGAACCCAUUUGAGACCAUCCUCAAGCCUGAAGUGUGAAGAGGAGGAAGAAAGAUGAGGAGACAGAAGAAUAAGGACAAGUCGAAGACAGCAAUACUUGUUUGUGGCAGAGAAGAACCAGAGGAACACAUAUUAAUGGGGAUGGUGGAUGGUUAAGAUGAGUUGAUUCUCCUCAUCAGAAAGAUUAGCCAUCAGCACUCUCAGUCUGACUUUUUAAUGAGUUAAUUUGAUAAAGCAGCAGUGUUAUUGUGUUGCUUUGUGUUCAUACGAAAAUGUUACCUGGAGGAAAGCUGCUCACAUCAUGAGGCUGUCUACCUAAAGCUUUGAGAUGGAAUGCAUAAUGGGAACAAGUGCAGUGAUGAAGAGAGAAAAAAGAAGGAUGAGAGCAGUGUGUUUGUAGAUAAAAAGAAACAAAAAACAAGAAGCUGCUCCAUGUUACAGAGUAUAUAAUUUGUGUGCAAAAAAUGUGGUAGCUUGUGUGUGCCCACAGGAAGCAUAGUGUUGGUCGUGGUAAUGGAAAGCAUGUGAGGGCAAGGAAAGAGUUGUGAAGUGUGUGUCAGUGCAUGAGCUUGUAGACCUAUAUGUGUGUGUGAAUGGUGUGUGACCCAGUAAGCAAUUCAUUAUCACCUCAUAGUCUGCAUCUUACUUUUUUUUAACAUGGAGAAUUAGUUCAAUAUCUGGCAGAUAUUCAUAUAGGAAGCACUCAAGGCAUCCAUCUAAUCACAUGGACACAUCCUCACUCAACCUUUCUUUAAUUUUUGAAAGUAUAACUAUCACAUAUGCCACCUCAUGCAAAAAUGUAAGAAGUUGCCUUCUCUACGAGUUUUUCUUUUAUAUAAUCUUGAAUUACUAUACAAGUUUCUGUAGUAUGGUAAAGACACAGUAAAUACACAAACAUGAUGCAGACAAUUUUCAGCAUUAUUGUUCAUUAUUUGAUGGGCUUCUGGGUGAGAUCUCAUACAGUGUUAUGUACAGCUGCCUACAAGAGAAGUUGGCACAUUGUAGUGGGCCCAUGGAGGACAUCUAUGGUCUCUUCAAUUUUCUGAGUGGAAAACAUUUUGCUAACUUCAUUUUAAUAGUGAAUGGAUUGCAGAGGGUGUAUUUCCUUCAAACUGAGUAAUGGCAGUUUUUAUAGAGGUGGCAGGUCUCUUGUAUACCUUUUGGUAGCUUUCCCAGCUUCCCUUGUGGGGAGCUGUACAUUGAUCUAGAUUAAGUUAAGUAAGGUGUCCUAUAGAUAUUAUAUAUAAUCUGCCAGAUGUUGAGGUGAAGGCUGGAUGAUGGCAGUUACUGUAAAUAUGUUCACUCAGUGAAUAUUAACUCAGAGGAAAGUAUAUGUAUGGUAUGUUACAGAUUAAAAUUUUGAUAGAAUUUGCUUAAGGCACAAAUUUACAGACACAGAAAAUGUCCAGUUUGCUAGAGGUGUGUGUGUGUGUGUGUGUGUGUGUGUGUGUGUGUGUGUGUGUGUGUGUGUGUGUGUGUGUGUGUGUGUGUGUGUGUGUGUGUGUGUGUGUGUGUGUGUGUGUGUG